Molecule: messenger RNA, 2173 nt
Organism: Apaloderma vittatum (bar-tailed trogon)
Lineage: Eukaryota; Metazoa; Chordata; Aves; Trogoniformes; Trogonidae
Gene: PDK3
Product: pyruvate dehydrogenase kinase, isozyme 3
Exons: 10
Coding region: 28-1110 (360 amino acids)
Biological process (GO): protein phosphorylation; regulation of glucose metabolic process
Cellular component (GO): mitochondrion
Molecular function (GO): pyruvate dehydrogenase (acetyl-transferring) kinase activity
Source: RefSeq, a predicted model, not a curated record
GACAAUGCAUGUGAGAAGACUUCAUAUAUGUUUCUGCGGAAAGAACUCCCUGUGAGACUAGCUAACACCAUGAGAGAAGUCAAUUUGUUGCCUGAUAACUUACUUAACAGGCCUUCAGUUGGGCUAGUACAGAGUUGGUACAUGCAAAGUUUCCUUGAACUUCUAGAAUAUGAAAAUAAAAGUCCUGAGGAUCCUCAUGUUCUGGAUGACUUUUUAGAUGUUUUAAUUAAAGUCAGGAACAGACACAAUGAUGUGGUUCCAACCAUGGCGCAAGGGGUGAUUGAAUACAAGGAAAAAUAUGGCUUUGAUCCAUUUGUUAGCAGUAACAUCCAGUAUUUUCUAGACAGAUUCUACACCAACCGCAUCUCUUUCCGUAUGCUUAUUAACCAGCACACACUUCUUUUUGGUGGAGAUAUUAAUCCUGCUCAUCCCAAACAUAUUGGAAGUAUUGAUCCUAAUUGUAAUGUAGCAGAGGUGGUUAAAGAUGCUUAUGAAACAGCUAAGAUGUUGUGUGAACAGUACUAUAUGGUGGCACCUGAACUGGAAGUUGAGGAAUUCAAUGCUAAAGCUCCUAACAAGCCUAUUCAAGUGGUCUACGUACCUUCUCAUUUGUUUCAUAUGUUAUUUGAAUUAUUCAAGAAUUCAAUGAGAGCUACAGUGGAAUUGCAUGAAGGUAAGAGAGAAGGCUAUCCAUCGAUCAAAACCUUAGUCACUUUGGGGAAAGAAGAUCUCUCUAUUAAGAUAAGUGACCAAGGUGGAGGUGUACCUUUAAGAAAAAUAGACAGAUUGUUUAACUACAUGUACUCAACAGCACCCCGACCUAGUUUGGAGCCCUCAAGAGCUGUGCCUUUGGCUGGGUUUGGCUAUGGCUUGCCUAUUUCUCGUCUGUAUGCCAGGUACUUUCAAGGUGACCUUAAACUCUACUCAAUGGAAGGCGUUGGUUCAGAUGCUGUAAUUUAUUUGAAGGCCCUUUCAAGUGAAUCAUUUGAAAGACUUCCUGUUUUUAAUAAGUCAGCCUGGCGACACUACAAGACCACACCUGAAGCAGAUGACUGGAGCAAUCCUAGCAGUGAACCCAGGGAUGCUUCUAAAUAUAAAGCUAAUCGAUAGUUUGCCACCUUUUUUUUUUGUCUCUGUUGGAGAUGACCUCUGCAUUCAGUAUAAAGUCUCUGCUUUGUUCCAAAAAAUCCUUCAAACCACAAUAGCUAAUUACUUCCAAACAAAGAUCUAAUCAGGGCAUUGAAAAAUACUAAGAACAAAGUGAUAAUUGGGACUUAAACGAGGGCACUAAGCACGUUUGGUAUGUGAGCCCUGCCUACUUCACCAGAGUAUGCUUGGUUGCUUCAGUCAUGCAUUGACAAAAUUGCACUGUGGUUACACUUAAGAAUCCAACGUUGUAACAAAAAGAUGCUCUCUGAAGUGGCCGAUUUGUAUUCCGAUCUGAGGAUUGGCAAGAUGUGCGGAAUCCCUUGACGUGGUGAAUAGUAUCUUGCACAGCAAUAUGGUAUAAGAGAAAAAUUCUCAUUAGUUAAACACACACUUUGAAAAUCCACCCUUUGCUGCAUUUUAUGUUGCACAGUGUCACCUGUUACAGAAAACCCCUUGGAGCUCUGCAGAUCUUACCUAAUGAGCUCGUUACAUGUGUAGUUCUAAAAAGGGUUGUGCAGCUUUAACAUGAUGCUUUCCCCAAAUUCCCAAAUCCGUUUGUCAAGUGCAUACAAAAAUUAUGUUGUUAUAAGACAUUGGGACUUCCACUUCUUCAUAUGCACCUUAAUGAUUUUCUUGACACGCAAACACAGAAAUGCUUUUCUAUAUAUUUUCUCCUUGUUUUGAGGAAAGAUCCUAGGUAGUUAGAUCAGCUCUCCAUACAAGAAAUUCCAUCAGUACAGGAGCAGGGAGUAAUUCCAUUUCAUGUUUAUUGCCAUCAUUUUGGGGGGCCAGGGAGGGGAGAGAAAGGCCAGACAGCCAGUCACAAGUGAAUUUGCCUUAAGAGUGUUGGUUGCUUGGAGCCUGAUUAGUUUAAAUCCUGUAAAUAGUUUGAAAAGUUAUUUAUAUAUUCAAUGUCUGAUUAUAGUCUGGUAAUCUGAAUUUGUAGUGUAUAUAAAGAUGUUGUACACCAGCUUCUGGAAAGUCUCAUUGGUCUAAAUACGUGAAACUGGAAAUACCAUAGAAA